This is a messenger RNA of Suillus fuscotomentosus, 1338 nucleotides long. RefSeq lists its product as uncharacterized. The transcript is spliced from 13 exons. The coding region runs from base 1 to 1338 and encodes 445 amino acids. NCBI's taxonomy places the organism in Eukaryota, Fungi, Basidiomycota, Agaricomycetes, Boletales, Suillaceae. The record is from RefSeq and is a predicted model, not a curated record.
AUGGCUCUGACGACCCUAACAUUCGACCACCAGGAGCUGCUGAAGUGCAGCGUCCCUAUCUGGCCAACACAGCUUCGGCGAUACACCGAAACGGCACUACCGAAAUCUUUAGGUCGUGAUUAUAUGGUGCAGGAGAUGCAAACCGACCUUCCCCAGGUCAAUAGGCGCGAAACACGUGGGGAUUGGGAAGAGAGUACUCAUCCGUUGGGAGCUACAUUUUAUUAUAAUAAAACAAUGAGGACAUACACCAAAAUGAACCUCCGGACUUGUUCGGACAAGCAGCUCCAGAGGCUCAAAUCUUGGAUUAACGCAUCUAGAGCUAAAUUACGUGGAAACUUGUGGUUUUUAGUCGUUGAACAGAUGUCAGUAAGAGGCAAGGAGAUAUAUCUGUAUUACUACGUGGUACCGGAGAAACGCAUUAUUACCUGGCUAGAGCCAGUAGAUGGUUAUCUUCUUUUCCAGGAAUGCACGGCGGCGUGGCAUUGGAACCACAAAAGACUCGAGCUUGAGGCUCAAUUCUGGAAACAUAUCGAAUAUUUUCCAGUCGAGAUCAUAAUCAGUCGCGAGGAAGUAAGAGCUUUACAGGCUCAAUUAAACUGGUAUCAAGCAUUGGUGUUGGAAAGAUCUACAGCGGCUUCACUAUUCUGGAAUCUGGAUCAAAUGAAGGAGAUGGCCUCUGAGCUGGCCAUUGCUGUGGAACUCGCAGGACCUGAUGGGGUCGCAGAUGCACCAGGUGUCGCAAUCUGUGGCGAGCGACAUGGAAAUCUAGAGAACUCUCGUGUCAUGACUGGUGUUUCAGUCGCAAUGCUCUGGAUUCUGAUAAUGGUACUUAAACGUCUUCAGGGUAUCUACGUCAAUGGUCUCGUAAGUGGGGUGGACAUCAAGAAAUUCACGGACGAUUUCAACGCACAGGCUAAAGCCCAGACAACCGUGGCAAGCAUUAUCAUGGCAGUCGAUGCCAGCAUUCUGGCCAUCCCAGGUCUGGGUUCACAACUCGCUACAAAGGUGUUGUGUUCCAUCUCAUUCAUCCUCAGUGUUUACUGCAUUGUCGCAUGUACAAUAGCACAACAGUUCAGCUCCAGAAUGAGAUCCCUGGACUUUGCGGUAUACUACAUGCAAGGAAAAAUGAUCAAUCUUGUGAUCCUUGCGAGCAUACCAAGCUUUAUGUAUCUGAUGAGUUUGACAUUUUCUAUUCUUGGAUUCCUCGCAGGUAUCUUCACGAUUGAAUUUGGGCUAGACGUAUCUGCAAAGAUCGGAUGUGUGUUGGCCUUCAUUGUCGGGGCAAGCUUCACGAUUCCAUUAGUGAUCGCCAGUUUUGGUCCCGGACUAAUUCGAUAA